ACCAUAUGUUAGUACCAAGUGGUUCCCCGCCUCAACCAAAUUUUAGUACAAUUUCUUUAUUUGACUCAAAACGAACACACACUCUGAUUUCAUUUCCUCUCCAAAUCUCAUACAUCUCCAGAUCUCCUUCAAGUUCAACUCAAGGUCGUAAAUCGAGGAUUCUUGAAUUUUUGUCCAAAGGGUUUUGGGAUUCGUUGAUUUUUUGGCAAUUGGGGAGGUGGGUUGUCUUUAUCUUGUUGAUUUUUUUUGAUGUAUAGAGCUUAAGAUCUGUUGCCGGAAAUUGAAUUUCAUGAUGAGUGGAGAUAAUUUCACAGAUGGGUUUGGCAAAACCCGUCCGGCUUUAGCCGAUGUGACCAAUAGGAAAAGGGCGUUUUCUUCGGUUUCAGGUGAUGUAGGGCUUAAUUAUGGAGAUGGGUAUGGUAAAAAUGUGGGUUGUGGAGAUGGGGAUCCAAAGUUUGCAAAGCAAGGGUGCUUAGGAGUAGAGAAUUUAGUCCAAGAGGAAUGUGAGGCCAAGUUUGGAGUAGAUGGUAGUGAAAAGGAGAAGGAUUUGUCCCCCACUUGUAGUGAGGUUGGUACUUCACUAGAGAAUAUUGCAUCUACUGUUGUGAAUUUACUGGAUAAGAGUAAGGAGACAUCAGAUUUCUUUCAAGGCGACAGGAUACGACAUAGUGUUGCUGUGGAGACUGGUGAUGUAUUGAGAGAUAGUUGUGUGUCUAGUAUUUCGGCGCCUGCUUGCUCUGGACUGUCCAAGAAAAAUUGUUGCGGGGUCGGAGGGAACUGUCAAGAUGAGGAAGUGAGACUCAGUUCCAGUGUUACUGGAAGUAAUGCAGUAUGUGAAGGAUUGGUCGCACAUGUUUGCAAGGAUAAUGAGAAGGAUCAACAAGGUGGUAGAUUGGCCUCAAGCAAUUAUGGGUCUGUUGAGUGGUCAAGAUUGCCCAAGUCACAUGGUUCUAAGUUCCAUGAAUUGGAAAGAUGCACAAGCGCUAAGGGUGAUGGUUGUGCUAAUCUAAAUGCCAGUACCGAUGUUCUCAAAGGUUGCUCUUGUUCAUUUUGCUUGAAAGCUGCUCAUAUGUGGUCAGAUCUCCAUUACCAGGACAUCAAGGGUCGAAUAGCUGUAUUGAAGAAGAGUCAGAAAGAAGCAAGCAUUUUGGUUCAAAAUAGUUGCAGGGGAAAGGAGGUUGACAUUCACGGCCAAGGGAACUUCAACAAAGUAACAAAAUUAGAUCCUGACCUCACGGGUCAGUGGAAAUCACUCUUUCUUCACAUGGAGAAUAUCUUUGUCAAUGAAAGCAACCAGCUUCAAUCCAGCUAUGUUACGCUUAAAGAUUUGAGAGAGAACUGCAAGAUGGAUCUGGAGAUGAUCAAUGGAAUGGCUUCAGAAAAACAUUAGCGUCCUUGGUGAUUGUAAGAAUGUUUCAUUACACUUAUUUGAUAGUUUGUGCUUGUGGCUUGCAUGUAGAUGCAUUUGCCCAUGUGUGUUCCUAGUUUGUUUCUCAGAGAACUCCUUGAACUUGUUACCAGUCUUAUUGUAUUGAGAACAUAUCCAUUUAACACAUAUAAUAGUGUUUCCUUUAAUACCUACCAUGAACAUUUCCUCUAUGAGAGAAUGAAAGUUCUUUUCAUUUGCCUCAA
This is a messenger RNA of Quercus robur (English oak), 1632 nucleotides long. RefSeq lists its product as uncharacterized. The transcript has 5 exons. NCBI's taxonomy places the organism in Eukaryota, Viridiplantae, Streptophyta, Magnoliopsida, Fagales, Fagaceae. The record is from RefSeq and is a predicted model, not a curated record. The coding region runs from base 290 to 1390 and encodes 366 amino acids.